UUCAAUUCAGCAACGGAUGAAAGCGGUAGUUCAGAAACGUUCUUCCGAAUCUGUGUUCUCAUCCUACGGAUUGACGCUAUUUCUUUUGGGGGAAAAACCUGGGUGUCUUGUGCGAUUGAUUUCCCAAAACCACAAUUUACAAAAGAAACACCCCCCGUUUUAACUAAAACCAUAAAGUACUCUAAUACCGCAAAAGAGUGAUUAAAUCAAGAUUAGUGAAACCCGUUGAUGGUGAAUCCCAAAGUCCAAGGAUUAAGUCAAGUGACGUGGUAGUGAAUCUUUGAUCAUUUUGAGGAUUAAGUGAUCCAGAUCCCGAAUAUGACAACAGCAAGGCCAUCUGAUCCAACCUACGCCAAAUUAACCGCAGCAGAACUAUCUGCACUCUUUCUCAAAGGUGCCUCAAUGUCGUCGCUAAUGGAGCGUGAUGCAGGCUUCUGCUCCGGCAGCUCUGAGAAUGAAGAUGAUACACUCACCGAUCAUGCUCAGGCACCACGAAGUCCCACUGAUGCCUCAGAGGACUCCGUAGAAGUUAAAGUCACUCCAAUCUGUCUACCGAAGAACAAGCGAAAGAGCAGUGAGCCCCUGCGAUGUGUAUCGGAAUCAGAACUAGGACCCAUUAAAAAGAGGAUCCGGUAUGAGGAGAAAAUGAAAGAGACGGAAGUCAAGACAGAUGCAAAGAAUCCCUUUAGACCAUGGGCUUCUGUAGCAGCCAAUGGAGAUUGUGUCCCAUGUCCUCCUCCUGUAGAUCCAGCGGAAAUCUUCCGAAGGCAUCCAGCUGUCACGACACUCCAUAGGGCGCCAGAAACUGAAGAUGAUCAGGUGGAACCACUAGCCCUGGUGGCAAAGAAGACAUCCUCAGAGAAAACCCAAACAGUCACAUCAACUUCAGCUCGAAGGAUCAAACAGGAAGCUGAAGAUUCGAGUUCGGGGAGUUAUGCUGCAGGAAGCUCAAGUGGGGGAAAGAAUUCGCAGGCGCAGCAGCGAAAUUACAAGAACAUGACACGAGAGAGGCGAAUUGAGGCGAAUGCACGCGAAAGGACAAGAGUUCACACGAUCUCAGCCGCUUUUGACACCCUCAGACGUGCCAUUCCCUCCUACUCUCACACUCAAAAACUCUCCAAACUCUCCGUCCUCAGGAUAGCCUGCUCCUACAUCCUGACUCUUAGCCGAGUAGCUGGAAUGGACUACAGUCAGGAUGGUUCUGAACCGUCAAUUGAUGAUUGUGUGGAUCUCGUUACGAAAACCAUUCAGACGGAAGGGAAGCUCCGGAAGAAGAAGGAUGAAUAGAAUCCAUUCCACGCAGUAACAAGAGAAACGGUCUGAAGGGCCAACGUGAGACACUUUGCAAAAUCUACCAAAUUAUACUCAAUUUCAAAUGUCAAAAAAACCACACCAUAAAUCAAAUCUCUAACCUCAAUUUUGGCUGUCAAAAAUUUGAAGUAUUUUGCAAAGGAAUCUCCCGAAGUGUCCCGAAGAGGAACUCGUGACAAUAAUCGGUGCUCGAGAGUGAAAAAUUAUAAACUCAAUAAUCUGAUAACUUCUUGACAAUACAAUUGCAAGGCCGUUGGAUGUCCAUGUUGUCCACGACACAUCUCUGUUUUAAUUAAUCUUGAAGUUAAGGUGAUGAAAGAAACACAGUGAAGAAAAUGUCCAUCGAGAGAGAGAGAGAGACAGACUUUGAUGAAUUUUGGUCACGUUUCCAUUUUUCUCACCCAUUUUUUUGAACUCAGUCAGAGGUAAUUUCCAAUUAAGUAUUAAAUCAUUUCAGCAGGUUAAAAUCACGACAUAUUUCGCAAAAAAGAUGGAAACGUUGCCUAAGGAGUGUGUGGCUUUUUUUUGCGUAUUAAUAGUCCAAGUACAAAUUAAUUCUAAGUUGUCAUUUGGUCAUUUUAUCACACAUUGUGCCAUUUUUAUUUCUGUUGAUCUUAUUUUUUUGUCAAAUUUUUUUUAUCCUCUAUUUUUUUUACUCCAUUUCUUUGAUGUUUAGUUAUUCUUUGGUCAAAAAAAUAUAUUGAGGAUGUUUCAAAGUGUUAAAAUUUAUUUUUAUGAAGGAUGGACAACGUCCUGGGAAAUGCAUCUUGUAAAUAGAAAGUUUAGGGAGUUAUUUAACUUUGCGAUCUUCUUCGUGGCGAUGCGAUGUAAAAAAAGCGAUUUAACCUAACUAAAAACAGGAUUCCUUCAACGCUUUAAAGGUCAAAAUAUUGACAUGGUUCACUGCUGUGACUGACAAUGUCAAUUCUAACCUCAAAAUUGAAUUGUUUAUAUUAUAACCUCAUUUUAUGUAUUUGAUUAGAAUCCUUUCACAGAGCAUCAAGACAGAUGUUUUAGAACUUCCAUGGUAGAACAGAAGUCCUAAAACACUUUUACUUAAUGAAAUCUUUAGUAACAACAACCAUGAUGGCAUAACCUCACUUGAUGUGUUUUAUUAAGAAUUUCUAUCAAAGAAAGUAUCAAGAGAUAUAUUUCAGAACUUCCCUGGUUGAACAGAAGUCCUAAAACACUUUACUUAUUGAAAUCUUUUGACAGACAAACCAUUUUCACACGUAGUAACUUCAAACUUGGUAACAUAACCUCACUUUUUUGCGUUUUAUUAAUGCAUUUUCAUAAAGAAGAGCACUAAGAGAGAUAUUUUAGAACAUCCCUGAUCGAACAGAGGUCCAAAGAUAAUUUUCCUGUUAACAUUUUCCUACGGAUGAACUAUAUUCCUGUUUAGAACCUUCAAUCUUGAUGCCAUAACCUCACUUUAUGCGUUUUAUUAAGAAUUUGUAUCAAAGAAAGUUUCAAGGGAUAUAUUUCAGAACUUCCCUGGUUGAACAGAAGUCUUAAAACACUUUAUUUAUUGAAAUAUUUUGACAGAUAAACCAUUUUCAUACUUAGUAACUUCAAACUUGGUAACAUAACCUCACUUUUUGCGUUUUAUUAAUGCAUUUUCAUCAAGAAGAGCACCAAGAGAGAUAUUUUAGAACAACCCUGAUCGAACAGAAGUCCAAAGAUAAUUUACUUGUUAUCAUUUUUCAACGGAUGAACCAUAUUCCUGUUAAGCAUCUUCAACCUUGAUGUCAUAACCUCACUUUAUGCGUUUUAUUAAGAAUUUACAUAAAGUUUAAAACCAGGAUUGCAUUAAAGUGUUCUAUGAUUUCUGUGACAGAAUAGAGGUCUUAAUCGUUUUAUAUAUUUAAAUUUUUUGGAUAAUUGUUGGUAUUUUCUUAUUUAAAUUCAUUUAUAACCUCAAAUCCGGACAGUUUUCGUAUUGAUCAACCCUUUAACUUGGGUGUUAUAUUUUUGAUUGAUUCAGUUGAUUAUUAAAUUACACCAACUUGUAACUGUGGCAAUAUUUCCAAGAUUAAAAAAAAUCAUUUCACAAAACGAGGUUAUGUUUCCGAAUUACCUUAAAAUUACUCUUAAUAAUCUUUAAAUAUAGCAGUCUGCAUACUUUCUAAACCAAAUAAAGCUUCUAAAUUAUUAAAGAAAAAAUAUUAAUCAAAUUAUCUCUUUUUCUUUCUGUUUGAAUUACUAAAACAAUCUUCACAUAACCUCAAUCUGGAGGGUUUCUAAACAGAAGACUGGAAUUUUUUUAAAAUCUCCUAAUAGUGCGGAAAAUAACCAAAAACUCUUGUUUUCUAUGGGAAAAUUGAAAAUAGUUCCCUUUACAAAACAUAUUUUAAUUGAGGUUAUGAUGAUAUUUUGAGGUUAGGUUCUUCAAAAACUUAUUAAGAGUUUCAUAGGAGAUUUUUAAAACAGUCCAAGAGAGCUUAUCUUAGCAAGGCUUUUCAACACGAAAUAAACUUAAAUGUCCUUGUUCAUUGAUCAAGAAAAGGUUAAUUAGGUUAUGUUAAAUCAUUCGCAUCUUCCUUAAAAUUGCGUAGAUACGAAAAUGAUCGCAAAUUUAAAUGUCUUCCUGAGUAUAUUUAAAGAAGAGUAAUUGUGUAAAUAGACAAACUUUCAUUCAGUCGCAUAGAUUUUUAUUGGUGUAUCCGUUGAAUAUUAAGAAGUCUUACUGUAUAAACAAUUAAUAAAUAUUCUUGAAAACAAAAAUGAAGAAUACAAGAAUAAAAAAAAGUGUAAGAAAAAACCUUUAAUAGAGUUUGUAGUUUGUGCGAGAUAAGUAAUUUAUGACGAUUGAAAGAGAUAUGAUCGCCAACAUUUUUGUGAUAAAAUUUGCCUAAAAAUAAAAAAGUGGAAAAAACACAUUGAAAGAGUUGAA
This is a messenger RNA of Phlebotomus papatasi, 4204 nucleotides long. RefSeq names its product transcription factor atoh8 (gene net). Gene Ontology annotation, molecular function: protein dimerization activity; DNA-binding transcription factor activity. The transcript has 2 exons. The record is from RefSeq and is a predicted model, not a curated record. Bases 319 to 1287 code for a protein of 322 amino acids. NCBI's taxonomy places the organism in Eukaryota, Metazoa, Arthropoda, Insecta, Diptera, Psychodidae.